AUGGCUAAGCUUUUAAUUCCUUGGUGUUGUGUCUACUUGUUUUGUUUUGGAUUGAUUUUCUUGAAAUCAAACGCAGCAUCAGUAACGUACAAUGUAUUGAGCUUUGGAGCAAAAUCAGACGGCAAAAGUGAUGCAACUCAGCCAUUUGUGAAAGCAUGGGUUGCUGCAUGCAGCUCAGUGAAGUCAGCCACCAUUUACGUUCCUGGUGGACAGUACUUAAUUAAGGCUGCAACAUUUAGAGGGCCAUGCAAAAGUAAAAUCACUGUAAAAAUCGAUGGAACUCUUGUGGCUCCGUCGGAUUAUCGCGCCGUUGGCAACUCCGGCUACUGGAUUUUGUUCAUUCAAGUUAACCGGAUUUCGGUCAUAGGAGGAACUCUUGAUGGAAAUGGAGCUGGAUUUUGGGCUUGCCGGAAGUCAGGGAAGAAUUGCCCUGUUGGAGCUAGGUCUAUAACGUUCAACUGGGCAAAUGAUGUUGAGAUUGAAGGCUUAACAUCAGUCAAUAGCCAGUUAAUGCACUUGGUAAUAAAUAGCUGCAAGAAUGUGAUGGUUAAAAAUGUAAGAAUAAUAGCACCAGAGUUAAGUCCCAAUACUGAUGGCAUUCAUGUCCAAUCUUCAACUGGUGUUACUAUCACUGGGACAAGUAUCAAAACUGGAGAUGAUUGUAUAUCUAUUGGCCCUGGCACAAGAAACCUUUGGAUGGAGAAGAUUCAAUGUGGACCUGGACAUGGUGUUAGCAUUGGAAGUCUAGCAAGAGAUUACAAAGAAGAUGGUGUGCAGAACGUGACAUUAAUUAAUUCAGUGUUCACUGGAUCUGAUAAUGGAUUAAGGAUAAAGUCUUGGGCAAGACCCAGCACUGGUUUUGUCACUAACAUUAAUUAUCAAAACAUUAUCAUGAGGAAUGUUGACAACCCAAUCAUCAUUGAUCAAAAUUACUGUCCCAACAACCAAGGCUGUCCAGGCCAGACUUCUGGUGUAAAGAUCAAUCAAGUGACAUAUCAAAAUAUAUUAGGAACAUCAGCAACGCAAGUAGCCAUGACUUUUGACUGCAGUCCAAGCAAUCCAUGCAGUGGAAUAAAGUUACAAGACAUAAAGCUUACUUAUUUGAACGGAAAAGCUCAACCUAUUUGCAAGAAUAUUAGAGGAAAUACUGGAGGAAUCAUCUUGCCUCAUAAUUGUUUAUAUUAA
This is a messenger RNA of Nicotiana tabacum (common tobacco), 1185 nucleotides long. Its product is annotated as polygalacturonase-like. NCBI's taxonomy places the organism in Eukaryota, Viridiplantae, Streptophyta, Magnoliopsida, Solanales, Solanaceae. Gene Ontology annotation, biological process: carbohydrate metabolic process. The record is from RefSeq and is a predicted model, not a curated record. Gene Ontology annotation, molecular function: polygalacturonase activity.